AUGCAGCGCGCAAACCGAGACGACGCUCCUUUGCUGCCGCGGCUGCAGCUACUACUAGGUACACAGCAGGAGCACCAGCACCCACAGCAGCAGCAGCAGCAGCAGAUCAGCAGCAGCAGCAGCAGCAGAUCAGCAGCAGCAGCAGCAGCGCGCCCCUCAGCAGCAGCAGCAGCAGGUUGCGGCGCAGCCGCAGCGCGCCCCCCAGCAGCAGCAGCAGCAGGUUGCGGCGCAGCCGCAGCGCGCCCCCCAGCAGCAGCAGCAGCAGCAGCAGCAGGAGCAGCAGCAGCAGCAGCAGCAGACCUCGUGGGGGAGGCCCGCCGGCCUCCAAAGGCCAGCAGCAGCAGCAGCAGGGACAGCAGCGCUGACAGCAGCAGCAGCAGCAGCAGCAGCAGCAGCGAGGGCGAUAGCAGCAGCACGAGCAGCAGCAGCAGCAACUGCUGCAACGGGAGCAGCAGCGAAGAACCCUCUGCAGCAAAAAUGAAGCAGCAAAGGAAAAUGUAUGAAGAGGGGCGCCACAAGCAUGCCCACCACUCCACUUUGAACUUCACGAAGUGGGGCCUUUCGGAGUGGAGCAACUUCUCCGCGCUGCUGUGCGCGCUGGACUGCACUUUGCUGCCGCUCUUUGCUGCUGCUACUCCCUUUUUGGGUUUUGUUGCAGAGCAGCAGCACCUGCUGCUGCUGCACGCAGCCUCCAAAUGGGUGGCGCUGUACGUGGUGCUGCCUCUGGGGGGUUUUGCUGUAGCAGCAAACUACCUGCAGCUGCGGCGGAAGCUGCUGCUGCUGCUGGGCCUUUUUGGUUUGCUGCUGGUCUUUGUGGCUCACUGGGGGUGUCCCCACUCCCACGAGGGGGAGUUUGCUGCUGCUGCUGCUGCUGCUGCUGCUGCAGCAGCAGACCCCGCUGCUGCAGCGGCAGACCCGCAGCAGCAGCAGCAGCAGCAGCAGCAGCAGCAGCAGCAGCAGGGGUGGCUGGCCGCGCUGCUGCUGCUCGCGCAGCAGCAGCACACUCUCGUGUCUCUUUGUGGGGCCUGUCUUCUCCUCAGCAGCAACUUUAUGUCUCGCAGGUUGAAGCAGAAGCUGGGCCACGCGCAUGCGCACUGCUGCAGCAGCAGCAGCAGCAGCAGCAGCAGCAGCAGGAAGAAGCAGCAGCUCGAGCUGGGCAGGGACGACAGCGACGGCGAAGACACCCACGACAGAGUCUCGCUCAUAUGCAGGGACUAA
Molecule: messenger RNA, 1218 nt
Organism: Eimeria necatrix
Lineage: Eukaryota; Apicomplexa; Conoidasida; Eucoccidiorida; Eimeriidae
Exons: 5
Coding region: 1-1218 (405 amino acids)
Biological process (GO): mercury ion transport
Cellular component (GO): membrane
Molecular function (GO): mercury ion transmembrane transporter activity
Source: RefSeq, a predicted model, not a curated record